Messenger RNA from Esox lucius (northern pike), 1344 nucleotides. It is a transcript of the gene tnnt2d, whose product is annotated as troponin T2d, cardiac. The record is from RefSeq and is a predicted model, not a curated record. Gene Ontology annotation, molecular function: tropomyosin binding; troponin C binding; troponin I binding. The transcript is spliced from 12 exons. Bases 421 to 1134 code for a protein of 237 amino acids. Gene Ontology annotation, cellular component: troponin complex. Lineage: Eukaryota; Metazoa; Chordata; Actinopteri; Esociformes; Esocidae. Gene Ontology annotation, biological process: sarcomere organization; regulation of muscle contraction; cardiac muscle contraction.
UUAUCACCAUUCAUUGGUUAUAACGCUCUCAUGUAGGUAUCCAUUACCCACAUUUCUGGAAGCCUCUUACAGGGCUCUGGCAAGCCGUUCGGCAUCACCAUAUGACAGGCUGACAACAAGAGAUUUGGUUUCAGGGGUAAUAAAGAGUCUGGGACUGUCCACCUGUCCUGAAGUACAUGACUCAGAGUUCUAUAAGGGUCUUAAGCAACCAGUAGCCUUGACCGCAAUCCCCCUUUAGAUUCGGCAACAACAGUUAUUUCCUUUUCUACCGGUCAGAAGGGAUCAUGACCUGAGGACAUUGCUGUGUCUCAUUCCCUAUUAGUUCAGUGCUUUUUACCGAGGCUCAUUGGGUUGUGGUAAAAAGUAAGGAUGGACGCCUUGUGAGAAAAACACUGAGUACUGAGGUUAAAAUCACACAACAUGUCUGACACUGAAGAUGUCGAGGAAGUGCAGGAGGAAGAAGAUGGAUCCAAACCUAAACCAAAGUUUAUGACAAACAUCUCGGCACCAAAGAUGCCAGAUGGGGAGAAAGUGGAUUUUGAUGACAUACACAGGAAGCGUCAGGAGAAGGACCUGUCUGAGCUCCAGUCUCUAAUCGAGACUCACUUCAUCCAAAGGAAGAAGGAAGAAGAGGAGCUCAUUGCUCUUGUCAACAGGAUUGAGAAACGUCGUGCAGAGAGGGCAGAACAGCACAGAGUCCGUGCGGAGAGGGAGAAGGAGAGGCAGACCAGGAUUGCAGAGGAGAAAGAGAGGAAAGAGGCAGAGGAGCAACGCAGGAAGCAAGAUGACGAUGCCAAGAAAAAGAAGGUUCUCACCAACAUGACCCACCAAUAUGGAGGCAUCCAGCAGAAGAAUGAAAACCGCAAAGGAGCCAAGAAACAGACCGAGAGGGAGAAGAAGAAGAAGAUCCUGGCCGACCGCAAAAAGCCUCUAAACGUUGAGAGUCUGAAUGAAGAGAAACUGAAGGAGAAGGCCAAUGAGAUGUGGAAACAGCUGAUGAAUCUGGAGGAAGAGAAGUUUGACCUAGCUGAUAAACUAAAGAAGCAGAAGUAUGAUAUCAACCAGCUUCUCACUCGGGUCAAAGACCACCAGAGUGCAAAAGGUCGCGGCAAGAAGAUGGGCCGGAUGAGGUAAAGGAGUGUCCCCCAGAGACUGGGGCAAAGCAGCGUGACUCCAGAGACCCGGGGUCCCUGAGGAAGCAGCGUGACUACAGAGACCCGGGGUCCGUGAGGAAGCAGUGUCUGUAUUCUUUUGUGCUGUUCUGUCUGGCAACGCAUCCAAUUGUUCCACUGUAUAUCAGAGUAAAAAUAAGUAGUGUCAAUAAAUGAGUUCUUCCAACACUGA